Brassica oleracea var. oleracea is the source of this 1267-nucleotide messenger RNA. Its product is annotated as C-factor. The coding region runs from base 132 to 1043 and encodes 303 amino acids. NCBI's taxonomy places the organism in Eukaryota, Viridiplantae, Streptophyta, Magnoliopsida, Brassicales, Brassicaceae. The transcript has 6 exons. The record is from RefSeq and is a predicted model, not a curated record.
AUUUUUAUCCCCACCUUUGUGGAAAUGGCAGUUAAGUUUCCGUGUCAAUGGCGAUGAAAAGUGGUUGCCUUUAUGAUCCAUCCUCUUUCUCUUAUCUUACUUAAUCACACACAUCCGAAAAAUAGCAUCCAAUGCGCUGCUCUUUCGUAAUGAACACUCUGGUGAAGACAGGUGGCGCGUGGCUUGUUUCGCCGUCGUUGGCAGCUGUGAGGAGGAUGAGUGUACCUGGUUUCGCCACGUCAUCAUCAUCAUCUUCUGUACCCAAUUGGGAAGGUGGAGUUUCCAUGGUACAAGGAGCUUCCAGAGGCAUCGGCCUCGAGUUUGUAAGGCAGUUGUUAGAGAACAAUAAGAAAGGACAUGUUGUUGCCACUUGCCGGAAUCCAAAAGAAGCAACAAGUCUCAUUAAUCUGAAGAAUAGCUUCUCUGAGAGGCUUUUCAUCCAAAAGCUUGAUGUUACAGAUGAAACCACCAUUGAGGAAUCAGCGGAAUCUGUAAGAGAAAGAUAUGGUUCUCUCAACUUACUUAUAAACGCAACUGGUAUACUUUCAAUUCCUGGUGUAUUGCAGCCAGAAACAACAUUGAACAAGGUUGAAAAAUCAUCAUUGAUGCUUGCUUAUGAGGUUAACGCGGUUGGUCCAAUUCUAGUAAUGAAGCAUAUGUGGCCUCUCCUCAAGGCUGGUGGAGGAAAUGGAACCGAGAGGGCAGUUGCUGUUGUAGCCAAUUUAAGCGCACGAGUUGGAUCCAUUGGAGAUAACAAACUUGGUGGUUGGCACUCUUACAGAGCUUCAAAAACCGCACUCAACCAAUUGACGAAGAAUGUAUCGGUUGAGUUGGGUAGGAGGAAGGAUCCUGUGGUAUGCAUUCUACUGCAUCCAGGCACGGUAGACACUGAUCUCUCUCGACCUUUCCAAAGAAAUGUUCCUGAAGGAAAGCUUUUCACAAAAGAGUACUCUGUUCAGAAACUAUUGCACAUCAUCAACAAUGCAAAGAAACAAGACAACGGCAAGUUCUUUGCUUGGGAUGGCCAGGAGAUACCUUGGUGAUACUUUAAAUUCUAUUAUUAUGUCCAAAUUCUAUUGGAUUCUUGCUCUUUCUUGGUUUGGUAGCCAUCCCUUUUGAGUAAUACUAAAUAACCUUGGAGUGAGUGUCCAGAAGUUGAGAGCUUUCUGAAUAUUCAAUAUCAUUCCAAUCUAUUUUCCCUUUUCUUGAAACAAUUCAAUAAUUGAUGUGAUGGUACAAUCUUUAAUCUACAGUGUGUUUACCUUUA